Messenger RNA from Lathyrus oleraceus (garden pea), 792 nucleotides. RefSeq lists its product as uncharacterized. Bases 1 to 792 code for a protein of 263 amino acids. The record is from RefSeq and is a predicted model, not a curated record. The transcript has a single exon. Lineage: Eukaryota; Viridiplantae; Streptophyta; Magnoliopsida; Fabales; Fabaceae.
AUGGAUCAGAUGGAACUAGAGAACCGAGAGCUCAAGGACGAAGUUUCUAAACUCACCACUCUGAUGGAGUCAUUCAUUGCUGCUCAAAACCAACCAGCUCCAACUUAUACAAAUCCUCAAAGGACAGUCAUCUCUGAGAUUAUUGUAACACCAGUACCUGGGUUUCCUACCAUCCAACCUGCACAAGCUAUGCAUUCCAGAUUCAUGUGGGGAAUUCCUACAAAUUUCGUGCCUGAAGGUUAUGCUCCGACUGCUACUCUUAUGCUGACGUCUAACCCAAUCAUGUCUUCUCCUCCCCCCAUUAUGAAUGCUUUUCCCCGUGUUGAAGAAACCAUUUAUCAUUUUGAUCCAUAUGAGGGCCCUAAUGUGUACGAGAAAAUUGAUGAAAUAAAAGGCCAGUUUCAAGAGCUGAGAAAAGAAUUGAAGACCCUUAGAGGUAAAGAUUUGUUUGGGAAAAGUGUUGUUGAACUUUGCUUGGUGCCAAAGGUAAAAAUCCCUAUCAAAUUAAAAGUCCCUUACUUUGAGAAGUAUAAAGGGAAUACUUGUCCUUUGAUUCAUCUUGUGAUGUACGUACGUAAGAUGUCGACCCAAACAGAUAAUGAUCAGUUUCUUAUCCAUUAUUUUCAAGACAGCUUGACCGGUGCCGCACUUCAGUGGUAUAUGGGUUUAGACACAGCUAGUGUUUGUACUUUCAACGACUUAGGUGAGGCCUUUGCCAAGAAAUACAAAUACAACGUAGAUAUGUCUCCCGAUCGUGAUCAGUUGAGGUCCAUGUCUCAAAAGGAUAAGUAG